Messenger RNA from Pygocentrus nattereri (red-bellied piranha), 4894 nucleotides. It is a transcript of the gene cacng7a, whose product is annotated as calcium channel, voltage-dependent, gamma subunit 7a. Gene Ontology annotation, molecular function: voltage-gated calcium channel activity; channel regulator activity. Gene Ontology annotation, cellular component: postsynaptic density membrane; AMPA glutamate receptor complex. Bases 272 to 1345 code for a protein of 357 amino acids. The transcript is spliced from 6 exons. The record is from RefSeq and is a predicted model, not a curated record. NCBI's taxonomy places the organism in Eukaryota, Metazoa, Chordata, Actinopteri, Characiformes, Serrasalmidae. Gene Ontology annotation, biological process: neurotransmitter receptor internalization; calcium ion transport; neurotransmitter receptor transport, postsynaptic endosome to lysosome.
CGGCUGUGUGAGUGUGUGUGUGUCCGGCUGUGUGAGUGUGUGUGUGUCCGGCUGGGUGAGUGUGUGUGUGUCCGGCUGUGUGAGUGUGUGUGUCCGGCUGGGUGAGUGUGUGUGUCCGGGCUUUGUGCUCGGAGUUGUGGAGUCGGAGUUGAGGCGGAUGGUGGAUCAUGUUGACUCAGUGCGUGUGUGGCCGUGUCGGAGUGUGUUAGAGAGCGCAGUGUGUGUGUGAGCGGAGUCACAGCGGAGAACAGGCUGAGUUUAAAACAGCGCGAUGGUAACGGAGAAUGACGCCGAUAUGACGGCGGGAAAUGCUUUAAAGAUGAGCUCAUUCAGCACACGGGCCCUGACGCUCCUCUCCUCCGUGUUCGGGGCAUGCGGGCUGCUCCUGGUGGGUGUUGCUGUGUCGACGGACUACUGGCUGCUGAUGGAGGAGGGCAUUGUUCUGCAGCAGAACCAGACCACAGAGGUGAAGAUGGCACUGCACUCCGGCCUCUGGAGGGUCUGCUUUGUGGCUGGACCAGAGAAGGGGAGAUGUGUGGCGUCAGAAUAUUUCACUGAGCCAGAAAUCGAGAUCACGACAGAGAACACAGCAAAUAUACUGAAAAUGGUGAGGACAGCAACCCCCUUCCCCAUGGUUUCCCUCCUCUUUGUCUUCACGGCCUUUGUCAUCAGCAACAUCGGCCACAUCCGGCCACAGCGCACCAUCCUAGCAUUCGUCUCGGGAAUAUUCUUCAUUCUGUCAGGUUUGAGUCUGGUGGUGGGUCUGGUGCUGUACAUUUCCAGUAUAAAUGAUGAGGUGAUGAACAGGCCGAGGGAGCCGGAGCAGUUUUUCCACUACCACUAUGGCUGGUCCUUCGCCUUUGCUGCCAGUUCUUUCCUGCUCAAAGAGGGUGCUGGCGUGAUGUCGGUCUACCUCUUCAUGAAGCGUUACGCUGAGGAAGAGAUGUACCGGCCCCACCCGGCUCUCUAUCGCCCCCGCCUUUCAGAGUGCAGUGACUACAGUGGCCAGUACCUGCACCCUGAGUCCUGGCCCCCUCCUCAGCGCGGCCGCAGCGCGUCUGAGGUGUCCAGUGACAUCUCCAUCCAGCUCAACCAGACCUCCCCACCGUCAGGGCCCAAAAGCGGCCUGACCUCCAACCCCCCGUCCUCGUCAGGCCCGUCCUCCGCGGCCAGCUACCACCUCCAGCCCGCAAGCUCCUCCUCCUCUUCUUCCUACCCACACACCCUUCACUCCUCACAUUCCGGAGGCCCCGUCCCCCAGUCCCUCCCGAUGGCCACGCCCCCAUCGGCUGUGCCGCCUCCUCACUACCACACACACAUGAGGAUGAGCGCUUCGCCCUGCUAGAUGGAGGGGAGCGCAGCACACAUACACACACAUUGAUGCACACAUACAGUACACAGCAGAGGAGGUGGGAGGUCAAAGAAAGGGCAAAGGGAGGGCUUUUCUCAAGGCUCAAGUGUGAAAAAAACAUGGGCAAGAAAGGGGAGGGGUGGUGAAAUAAGCUAAAGGAAAAAGAGAGGAAGGUUAGGCCAAAAAAAGAUGUGAGACAUAGCAGGAAGUGGGGGGAGGGGGGUUCAUUUUUAACUUUGUGCCUGAGAUUGACUGCAACUGACAUUUCAACACAUUAUCUGAACUAGACAAAGCGACAGGGGGAAUGAGCCAAGGUUAGCGUGACAGUAACAUUGUAGGGGGAGAGAAAAAGAAAAGAUGCAAAGCAAUCAAAACAUUAAAAACAAAUGAAAUAAUAAUUGAAUAAUGACUGAUAACCUUAUGAAUCGUUGUACCUUUUAGCAACAUUUUUCUCUCCUCCCUGAUAUCUCGAGGACUUGUUUCCCAUCCUCGUCAUUAUUAUUUGUAUUACCUAUUUCUUGUUUGUAUUGAAAGCAAGGGGAUAUAUGAAUGUAGCCAUGACAAAAACAGCACUGACAAACAAAAUCCCACGGACAAGGCCUAUUUAACCACAACUGCUAAAAACUGUAUAUAAUGUAUCAUAGCAGACCCAUUCCAGAGGGGGGCCAGCCAUUUAAAUGACAUAUCCAGGUCUCCAGAUCUCUGCCACUGUUUUAUUCUUUGUGCCUUGGCACACUGAGUCCACCAGUGAGCUCCUGGUUUCACUUUUAUCUCUAAUUUGCAACAGAUUGAGUGCUCAGAAGAGCUGGCUGGUAAUUGCCCCAUUCGGAAUCAUUAUGCUCAGCUCCUUGGUGUUGCUGCGUUCAGUAUGCUUGGUGUUUUCUUGUGCUGUCACCUUCAUAUGCAAAGGCGCCCAGGAUGCGUCUCAAAAUGUUUACUUUUAUCUGUAGCAGGGGCUGCCCUUUCAGUUGGGACUGAGUUUACAGGUUCAUGUGCAGCAUUGAAUGAUGCAAUGACUUCUGCUGUUCUGCUAUUAAUAUCGGUCCUAUUCUUACUAUUCUUGCUAUUACUUAUAGUGCUAUUCUACUACCACUAGUAUUAUUAAAUCUUAUCUAUUGUGUCAUAUUAUUAUGUAAGUAAUACAGUAUGGGAUUUGUGGAGAAUAAGCAUGAUAGACUGAGGGGAAAAGAUUUAGUGGACUGAAUUAGUUUUUAGACUGAGCAUCAUGGAUAGAAAUUCCAACAGAAUUUUCACAGCACAAUGCAAUUGCAAUGCAGCAUUGCCCCCUUUAUAGCUCCUCUACUGUGGCACACAGGGAGAAAGGAUUAUAUACGGCUCUAUGAUUGCCCCCUGGUGGCCAUUAAGUGUUUACUACCACAAAACAUGCUACAUCUUCCAUGUAAGGUCAACCAAUGGAUUUCUGAAUUCACUUUAUUACAUGAUCCUUGAAGAGGGUGAAGAAAUACGAAAGAAUAACAAAGCUCCAAAUAAGAUGCACUUGUUUUCAAUUUUGAACAAAUGGUACGCAGGAAGUAUUUAUAGGGAUGAAUACUAUUUUCUUGACUGUAGUAGUUUGUAGUGUAAAUUAUAGAGCUAAAACAUGAACGAGUAUUAAUCAACACCAGGACUGGCUCCUGCUGGAAGGUACAUAAUUACACUGAAGAUUAUUAAUAGGAUAGGUAGUAGUGUAGUUAACUAUAUAUAUUCAUAAAAUAGACCUAUCUGUGGAGAGAACCUGAGAGAGGACUUUUGCAUAUUAUUUGAAACUGAACUGUUGGAUAUCCAGUGUUUUCCCUUUUGAGCUACUAUAAUAUUCGUUUGUUUGGUUUCGUGCUCACUUUCAUCUAAGAAGUCUGCUCAGUAAGUAAAGGUAGAACGCAUAAGCUUGUGCUUUCGGAUUUGCUGGUGAAGAUACCAAAUGAUAUUUUUUAUGUCUUCACUUCUCAUUCUUGAACAUACAAAGAGUUUCAUUCCAAAAUGCUUUAUAUAGGCGAUUCUAUGGAACUGAAUCAAAUUCAGAAUAAAAAAAAAUAAAAAUUUAAUUUCAGACUAAAAUCUUUUCGCUUUGAGUGACCCUAUAGCUUAUUUAUGUUUUUUUAAAAUGAAAAUAAAUGAUUGAACAUUAACUUUAUUCACUACAGAAACUUUACCAAGUAUUAGCUGAUUUUGAGCAGAACUGAAACCCAAAAUCUUACUACUUUUUAUUAAAACAUUUCUGGAUAUUUUGCAGAAAAUGUGUUUCAGUAGUGACGAUUCUUAAUGUAAUGAUUCUUAAUGACUUUGGGAGCCAAUUACUUCAAAACAAAAAGAUCUAAUGUUGCCUGCUCUAAAAUGCAGGAGUGUGGCUAAACUAAGUCCUGCCUGUGGACAAAAACUGUUUGUGUUUCAUUAAUGAUAUGAAGACAUGGGAUAGCAUUUUUAAAAUAAAGUUUCUUUUCAUUUAAAAUAAAUCAAAUCAAAUUCAGAAUUAGAACAAAAAAAUUGUAUACUUUAAUUUUUCAUUUCAGACUGAAAUCCUUUUGCUUUGAAUAACCUUACAGCUUACUCAUGUUUAUUUCAUUAAAAUAAAUGACCGAGCAUUACAUUUUGUCAGUACCGAAACAAUCACAACACUACUGAAAACUGACCAAAUGUUAGCUAAUUUUGAGCAGAGCUAAAACAUGCAAAACAAUAUAUACAUUUUUUCAUUAAAAACAUACUUUUUCCAGAAAAUAUGUGUUUCGGUAGUGACAGUACUUAAUGUCACACAUUGAUUUUCAGACUUUGGGACACAUUUACUUCAAAGCAAUGGAAUCUAAUGUUGCCAUGAGGAAUGCGGUCUCCCAUUUUUUUAAUAAAUAAAGAAUAAAAUAAUAAAGUUUCUUUUAAUUUAAAUAAUAAUCUUUCAACUUUAAAAGAAAUCAAAAUGAUCUUUAAAAACAGAAAAAAAUACAAAAAGAUUUAAGUAUUAUUACAGGUUGAAAUGUGGGGGUUUGGGACAGCCACCUCCCAAUUUUGUAUAUAUUUAUCUUGUUACUAUGUCAAUUAAUUAAUUUAUUAAUCAUAAUAUACCAUCAUUGACCUUUAUUUGAAGUCCACUCCCAACAACAUAUAUGAUAUCAUAAAAAAUACAAUUCUUGAAAGUGGUCUAUAAUGACCUUUGUAAUGAAACUCUUUAUAUUCUCUCUCUCUCUCUCUCUCUCUUUCUCUCUCCAAACCUUCUCUUAUCAUUCUGCUUCUUGUUUGCUUACCUUAUUAUCUCAGGUGCCUAUUAUUAUUAUUAUUAUUGUUAUUAUUAUAUAAUUACAUUGUUAUUACAUAUGAUUAUUAUACAUUGUUAUAUUACUAUACCUUUAUUUGGCCCUGUACCAGAGAUUGUUUAUGCUAUAGGAAGAUAAACACAGGCCAUGAUUACAGUAUGAGUUGUUGUAGCUGGAAUGAUGAGAUUUUGUUCCUGAAAGUGCUCAAAACCAUGUCAUUCUCUUCAGCUUCUGAAUAAAAGAAAAGGAUAAAUGUUGUCAGUUGGCAGUUGAAAUAAAGCCAUGGUGCAAGAGCAGAAGGGAA